Messenger RNA from Halichondria panicea, 1299 nucleotides. Its product is annotated as WD repeat domain phosphoinositide-interacting protein 4-like. NCBI's taxonomy places the organism in Eukaryota, Metazoa, Porifera, Demospongiae, Suberitida, Halichondriidae. The record is from RefSeq and is a predicted model, not a curated record. Gene Ontology annotation, biological process: nucleophagy; autophagy of mitochondrion; protein lipidation. Gene Ontology annotation, molecular function: protein binding; phosphatidylinositol-3-phosphate binding; phosphatidylinositol-3,5-bisphosphate binding. The transcript has 11 exons. Gene Ontology annotation, cellular component: phagophore assembly site membrane; extrinsic component of membrane; cytosol. The coding region runs from base 109 to 1176 and encodes 355 amino acids.
GAGGGAGCCCGCCCCCUGAGGGGGAUUCCCCUUGGGGAAAACCCCCACAGUGGCUAAAUAAAACUGUAAACACUAAAUAGAGAGUGUACGUGUGUGUCUUGCUUUACAAUGCCUGUAUCCAAGGGAAUAUUAAAGAUCAGAUUCAACCAGGACCAUGGUUGUUUUAUCUGUGCUAUGGAGAGCGGUGUACAGGUGUACAACGUGGAGCCGCUUGCCGAGAAGGGAAGGAUAGACUUUGAUUUGGUGGGUGGUGUUGGGUGUGCAGAGAUGCUGGGUCGAAGUAACCUCAUCGCUCUCAUUGGAGGGGGGCAAGCUCCAAAGUUCCCAGACAGAAAUGUGAUGAUCUGGGACGAUAAGAAGAGGAAAUUUGUGUAUGAGUUUGGUUUCCCCAGUCGAGUGGUGACCGUGCGAAUGAGGAGAGACAACAUCUUCGUGUUGUUUUCCAGGCUAGUAGUUAUACUGAUGAGUGAGAUUCAUGUCUUCAGUUUCCCUGACAACCCUGAGCAGUUGGCCAGCAUUGCCACAGCCCCAAACCCCAGAGGUCUAUGUGAGGUGUGCUCGAGUGUGGACUGCCAACUAAUGGCCUUUCCAGGCUCUCAGAAAGGAACAGUGCAGAUUGUGGACUUGCUGUCAACCAAGGCUCCGGACAGGGCAGCGACUGAGAUCAUUUGUCAUGUACACCAACACGUGGUCUCCUUCAUCUCAAUGAACCAGUCCGGGACACUAGUAGCAACCUGCUCUACAAAGGGCACUCUGAUAAGAAUACAUAACACACAAACUCGUAACUUGGUCGCCGAGUUCAGGAGAGGAGCUGACUCAGCAAACAUAUACUGCCUCAAUUUCAGCUUGGACUCGGCCUUUCUUUGCUGCUCUAGUGAUAAAGGUACUGUGCACAUAUUCGCUGUCAAAGAGCAGAGCCUCAACAAGAAAUCAAGUUUGGCUCAAGUUAGUCUCCUGGGGAUGACCAUGGGGCCGUACGUAGACUCUCAGUGGGGCCUGGCCCAGUUCAGUUUGCCCAAUGAGUCUCCUUGUGUGUGUGCCUUCAUCGGAGACAAGAAGUCAGUCGUAGCUAUCUGUACCGAUGGCACGCUGCACAAGUAUGGAUUCACUACAGAAGGGAACAGCACACGAGAGUCGUAUGAUGUAUUCUUGAACAUUGGGGAUGAUCAAAUGUAACUUUUUUGUUGUACAAUCCUUAAUUUUGUUGUUUUUGUUCAAUCUUAUGAUCAUUUUUAUACACACGAUAUAGAGAACUAAAACAUACAGUUCUCUACGCUACAGUCAUUAUACAUACACACA